Molecule: messenger RNA, 2470 nt
Organism: Cottoperca gobio
Lineage: Eukaryota; Metazoa; Chordata; Actinopteri; Perciformes; Bovichtidae
Gene: stard5
Product: StAR related lipid transfer domain containing 5
Exons: 6
Coding region: 430-1065 (211 amino acids)
Biological process (GO): cholesterol import
Molecular function (GO): cholesterol binding; cholesterol transfer activity
Source: RefSeq, a predicted model, not a curated record
CUGGAUGAUUUGACUCCUCCAAGAAUUCUUCUUGUAUUUCAGGGAAUACGUUAUAAUACUUUAGGAUUUUAACGUUGUGCACGGGACAGGUUUAGGCUGUCGCGUGAAGACAAAGAUUGUACAGUGAACAUUAAUUGACACAGUUGUCACAUACCUUAGACCCGUGAGCUAGCUGCUUGUUACUUAACGAUGCGGGCAUUGCAUAGCAGAUUUCAUUCAUUUUAGCUAACGCUAGCAUUGUAGUGGCGAAUCUAUUUGCUAAUGUUAAGUAACUUGUCACUGCUGCAUUUACGUUACAUAGCCCAGCUACAGUGUGACUCCGCUUUUCUGUUAAAUUGAGAGAUAACAUUAUCGUGUGUCAACCAUUUAGCCUCUGUAACGUUAGCUAUUUUGAGCGAGGUAACGUAACGUUAACUUUUACUAUCUAUUAUGGAUUAUGAACAAAAAGCGAAGGCAGUGGGUGACUGCUUGCUGAGCUACAAGAGGGAUGAGUCCGGGUGGAAAGUCUGCAAGAAAUCGAAUGACGUGGUUGUGUCUUGGCGUCCGUCGUCUGAGUUCCCUGGGAAUGUUUAUAAGGGGGAGGGGAUUGUCAGUGGAAGCCCGGAAAAAGUGUGGGACUGUCUGAAACCAGUACCCAAUGGGCUCAGAGUCAAGUGGGACAACAAUGUCAAAAGGUUUGAACUUUUGGAACAAAUCACAGAGGACAUCUCUAUCUGCCGAACAGUCACGCCCUCAGCAGCCAUGGGGAUCAUAGCUCCACGAGACUUUGUAGAUGUUAUUUUAGUUAAGCAAUACGAAGAUGGUACCAUUUCAUCAAAUGCCACCAAUGUGAGCCACCCGGGCUGCCCUCCCCAGUCGGGCUACGUGAGAGGAGUCAACCAUCCAUGUGGCUGCAUCUGUGUUCCCAUCUCAGGAGAGCCCAACAAAACCCAGGUGUUCAGCUUCUUCCAGACCGACCUGGGUGGCUUCCUCCCUCGCUCCGUGGUUGACUCGUUCUUCCCCUCCAGCAUGGCUGAGUUCUACAGCAACCUGACCAAGGCUGUCAAAUCUCUCAAGGACCUUUGACACCAAGAGUUAAGAAAUCAAUCUUCAAACCUGAGGCCUGGUCAGGCCAUUUGUUCAUUGUAUUUUAAAAUGUCCAAACUCAACAAUCAGCACACUGAGAUUAUCAAUCGCUUUUUUCAAAUAGAUCUAAUCUACCAUUUAUGCUAGUGUACAUUCCUAUAUUCCUGUGUUACUGCAGGAGUUUGCCAGUCAAUCUGGCUAUCCCCUUAUUUAAAAGCAGUUUACACGAUAAGAAGUCCCAAAAUAAGAACAAGGGCUUGCAUUUGAAACGCCUGCAUCUCAAACACCAGUCUCUUUACAUCUGUGGGAUGACAUCAUUUCCUUCAAUCUGAAGGAAAAAAAUAGAUGUAAAAUCUAUAUUUCUACACGUGCUAAAAGUACGUAACAUCUUUACUUUUGACCUCUGAGAUUAGACACUAGACAUUUCCUCUUGAUAUAAUGGCAUACUUCAGUGUGUACAGUAAACAUGCAUGUUGCAUGGACCUUUUUUUACCCUAUGCUGGUAUCAGGUUGUUUGUUUGGAGUACUGACUCAUACCUCAUAUUUAGUUGUUUGUGUUGUACUUGAACUGCCAUUUGCUCAUUUCCAACUCACCUGUACACCAUGAAUAUCUGCCUCUCUAAACAGUUGCACUGAAGCACAGGUGAAAUGGCAAAGGUGGCCUUUUUACGUUAAGGCAGCUUUGUUUUUCCUUCUAGAACAACGCCUUUUGAAUAGGACAUGUAUAGGACAUGUUUUGUGCUGCUCUAUCAGGCAGAAAGGUGUCUUCCUUUUUGUCAUGACAUUUUUUACAUUCCCCUUUCUUUUUCUUCAUAUACAGUCACUGAAACUUUUCAUGAAGUUUUAAGAUUAGAACCAGACCAGCUGCCUGCAGUUUGUUAGAAAACAUUUUGAGAAGCUGGCUGGCUAACUGGGCUCACAAAGGUGGUCAUCAGCUGAGGCUAAUGGACCUUUGACAAUAAAAGUGAUCGUCAAUUCCCAUGCAACAUGGACAAAUGCCAAUCACAGGUUUUAAGAUGCAAUAAGAUAAAACUAUUGUGGUGAAAUGAGGUCACUGUAUGUGUAAAAUAAUAAAACCGCACUAUAGGCUGAUAUUUUGAAGGCCUUCAGUAGCUUAUACUGUAAAAGUAAGUACUAGAAUGACAUGGUUUACUAUCACUAGCCUGAAACUGUUCCAAUGCAUAAUUAUGAGCAAUGCAAGAAGUCGGACUCAAAAUGCAUACAUAAGUCAAAAGUAACCUGGCAAAGCUUGAGAGCUUCACUGCAGAUGGGUUAAAGGAGACCCUUUUAAAGUGUGAAAGAUGCAAAGAUGCACCGCAAGAUGUCUCCAUGUAAUGUGUCUCAAUGAUAUCAGAACACCUCAGAUUGCAUUAAUGCUGUUGGAAAAAAGCAGACCAUGUCAUUG